This is a messenger RNA of Mercenaria mercenaria, 2926 nucleotides long. Its product is annotated as unconventional myosin-VIIa-like. The transcript has 22 exons. Bases 347 to 2911 code for a protein of 854 amino acids. Gene Ontology annotation, cellular component: myosin complex. NCBI's taxonomy places the organism in Eukaryota, Metazoa, Mollusca, Bivalvia, Venerida, Veneridae. Gene Ontology annotation, molecular function: cytoskeletal motor activity; protein binding; ATP binding. The record is from RefSeq and is a predicted model, not a curated record.
UGAAGGGGAAGUUUUAAAAUCGGCACCGUUGCAAAAAUUCGCAGAUCAACUUUUAUUCUGAAUUGUUAUUGGAAAUGAUAUGAUUUGUGACUGAAAAGAAACGAUAGACACACGCGCAGUCAAGCACAAGUUAAAGUAUCGGUGACUGCCUUGAUUGUCUUCACUUCCUGGUACUGUGUAAUUAGGUUUCUUGUGACCUUAUUUAAACUGCUGUUUAAAAUCGCUGGUAUUGGAUCUUAAUUAUACUUUGUGUUGGAUUUAAAUCAACAAGGAUCGACUUAUAUGAAAGUGGUUUAACAAGAUAAAGAUGUAAUGUAAAGAAAACACGAAACAGUUUGCUAGCAAGAUGGGUCCUCCGAAAAGAAGCACGGAUGAUUUAGCGAGCUUACCGGAUCUAGAUGAUACCAUCUUGUUAGAGGAGCUACAUUAUAGAUACAGGCGUGACCUGAUUUAUACAUAUAUUGGAGAUAUCCUGGUGUCCAUAAAUCCAUACAAAUCACUUACUGGGCUUUACGGAGAAGAGUUGGGACAUAGGUAUGGGAAAGCCAAGACACUUAGUGAAUUGUUACCACACGUGUAUGCUUUGGGAUCACGUGCCUACCAUAAUGUACAGAGAGAACAGGGGAACCAGUGUUUACUGGUUAGUGGAGAAUCUGGCGCAGGUAAAACUGAAAUUACGAAGAUGUUGGUAGCACAAGUUGCCAGGUUGUCACAGUGGAGUGGGGACUACUUUCUGCAGGAGAGAAUUAUUGAGGUAAAUCCCUUACUGGAAGCGUUUGGUAAUGCAUGCACUGUGAUGAACAACAACUCAAGUAGAUUCGGUAAACUGAUUGAGCUCAUUUUCUCAGACAAAGGAAGUCUGCUAGGAGCAACUAUAACAGAACAUAUGUUAGAGAAAAGUCGCGUGGUGAGACAAGGACCGGGAGAGAAAAAUUUCCACAUCUUUUAUAACCUCAUGUGCGGGUUCACAACGGAGGAAAGACAACGAUACUUUCUGGAUAAACCUGAAAAAUACAGGAUAAUAGAUCCAGGUCAUGGUGCCCCUGUGAUAGCCAAUGAGAUAGAUUAUGCCGGGUACCAGGAAGGAAUGGACAAUAUUAGAAGAAUUAUGCCGAUUGUCGGCUUCACUAAUCAGGAUAUGGAUGUAGUAUUUGCAUUGCUAGCAGCCAUUCUUCACCUGUGUAACAUAGAGAUGGCAGUUGAACCAGAAUCCGAGCAGGUUAUGGUCAUGAACGAGGAGGAAAUUGACUUUGCUGCCACGUUGCUGUCAGUGAAGGCAGAAGAUCUUAUAACUGUUCUCAUGGCAAAUAUUAACUGGGUUAGAGGAGAACGUAUAGUGUAUAUAAAGAGCCUGAACCAAGCAGUAGAUGGUCGGGAUGCCUUGGCUAAGGCUCUCUACAGUAAGCUCUUCUCCUGGAUUGUACAACAAGUUAACUUCAUGUUACACGAAGAUGAACAAAGAGAAGGUAAGAGGUACAGCAUUGGUAUCCUGGACAUGGCGGGGUUUGAACACUUCCAGGAGAACAGUUUUGAGCAGCUGUGUAUUAAUGCAGCUAAUGAGAGACUGCAGCACUAUUUCAACGAACAUAUCUUCUCCCUGGAGUUACAGGAAUAUCACGCCGAGGGCAUCAAACAACCAAAGAUAAAGUUUUCCAACAACGACGAGCUCCUUAACAUGCUCUUCCAGAAACCUUUGGGUUUAUUUUCCCUCCUUGAAGAAGAGUGUAUGCUGGCUAAAACAACAGACAUGACAUUUGUUGACAAACUGAAUAAACAGUUAUCGAAGCCAGACCUAUACAAGAAAUCUAAACACAGAGAACCAAUGUUUGGAAUUGUUCACUAUGCUGGUUUGGUUACUUAUACAGCAGUUGGAUUCUUGGACAAGAAUCGUGACACUUUGUCCUCCAACAUGCAAAGUUUGAUGGAAAACAGCCAAAACAGCUUGGUGAAUGAAUUGUUUUUAGCGAAAGUGCUCAACACUGGUACACUAGACAUGAGACAUGGUUCGGGGAAAAGCAAGUGGCAGAGACCGACGUUUAACCAGCCCACGAAGAGACAGUUUGCUCCAGGUGACAGUCUGUCUCGACAGGCUGGCAGGAAAAUCAGGCAGAAAAUGAAGGAACAGAAAUCAUUUCAGGAUAUUCCAUUUACACCUAACCCCAACUCAGCCAGUGCUCAUUUCAAGAAUUCUCUGCAGUUACUGGUUGACAGACUGAAAGAAUGUGAACCACAGUUUAUAAGAUGUAUAAAGCCAAAUCAUCAGAAAUUGCCGAACAACUUUGAUACACGAUUGGUCUCGGAUCAGCUUAAGAGUACGGGUGUACUGGAAACCACGAAAAUAAGGAAGCUCGGCUAUGCCGUAAGAUUGCCAUUUGAUGUGUUCAUGAAAAGAUACCAGUUUAUAGCAUUCCCAAGUACAGCAUCUAUAGAACCAAGUUCCAGAAGUUGUUCUGCAAUAAUCAGGUGUGCCAAAUUACCCGAUGUCCAGAUCGGAAUUUCCAAAGUGUUCCUUAAGUAUUGGCAAAGUGACCACCUUAACGCCAUACUUGACAAUCUGAUGGCGCGAAUUGUACGCGUGCAGUCACAUAUACGAUCAUAUCUCGAUCGUAGAAGAUUCCUGUAUCAUUCGCGCAUGUCGAAGCAAGAUGCCGACGAGGUGAGGAUGUUGUCUGAAUAUAUCGAUCACCAAGGAGACCAAGUCUUCCAGAUGAUGAUGUCACAGAAUGAUCAUGAUGUUGCCAGGGCAACCAGAGCCAGAUAUAGCAGAGAAAUGGCUCAGUCACCGAGCAGUAGUAACUAUGGCAACAGCAGAGAUUCUCAGAGACUGCCAGACGUGUUCUCACCCAGUCCUGAAGUUCAAGGCGGAACUGAGGGUUUCUAUAAGGUAAGGCGUCUCAGGAAGUUACGUUAGCGCGUAAGGCUUUGU